ACAUUGGGAUAGACACAUACACAGCUCAGAGGCUGAAUCCCCUCUACUGCCCCAGGUAGCAGACUCACUGGACCAAGAAACCCAUGUGCUCCGGAUGGUAUUACUAAUGAAACCCAUCUUCCCAGUGAUCUGGUUUUAUGGUGUUCUAGGAAAACGCAUUAAGGCACACGCGGGCUUGCCCAGCAUCGCCGCCUUUACGUGAAGCGUGAGUCACUACUCCUGCAAGAAGGAAGCAGCGUGAGACAAAGCCACUCCCUCCCAAAUCAUGUGCUUCCCCUUAGACAUAAAAUCUGCUCACUGCGUGGUUUCUUCUUCUGAAGCAGCCAGAAUUGGCCACCGUCCGAGGGGGGAAACUGAGCGGGAUGGAUCCACCAGUCUGAUCCAUUGUAGCAGUUCCUACACUCCUAUGUUCUAUUGACACUUAAAAGUACCCACUCCCAUUAGCCCAACUGUGGGAGAGUGAGCCGGAGCCUGUUUCUGCCUCACGACAGAUGCAUCAGCUAAAUCCCAGCUAUGAGAUCUUUAUUACUAGCGACAACGGCAGAGGCAGAAAGAUCCCAGCGUGGCUCCAGAUCCCAGGUGGAAAGUGCAGCAACAGCAGCUAGAAAAGUCAGCGUGAUUCCAGGGCCCUGCUCCUGCCACCUCACCCCACUUUAAUACUCAUGGACAGGCUCUUGUUUGGUGAACGGCCAUUCUGGUGGGUCUAUGAAUCUGGACUCUUCAGCAAGGAAAAAGUCCUGCUUCGCCAGUUCCCUGUCUCCUGUGAAACAGGGCCAGGUAGCCCCUCCGGCCAUUGCAUGAUCACAGGGGCAGCCUUGUGGCCUAUCGUCACUGCUCUCACGGCACUGGCAUCCCGACACUCCACUAGCCGGCUGGUGAAGCUAACCCCCUUCCUGGCCUACUUUCUCCUCCUGCUGGCAGUGGGGCUCUCGCGCAUCUUCAUCCUGGCACACUUCCCCCACCAGGUGCUGGGCGGCAUUGUGGCUGGAGCCGCCCUGGGCUGGAUGCUGGAGGCCUGCGUCCCAGCAGAGAGGAAGCUGAGUUUCUACCUUGCCACUUCGCUGGCCCUGCUGCUGAGCGCCAUUGGGCUGUACUGGAGCAUGGUCGCUCUUGGCAUGGACAUCGACUGGUCAAUUCACCUGGCCACUAAGUGGUGCUUGAACCCGGAGUGGAUCCGCAUAGAAACGAGGCCCUUCGCGUCGCUGUGCCGAGACACAGCCUCUGCCGUGGGCCUGGGCCUGGCCACCCACUCCUCCCUCUACACCCAGCUGAGGCACGAGAGACCCGGCUGGACGCAGCGAGCCGUGGGCGCUGGCCUGGCCCUCGCUGCCCUUCAGGGCCUGAACGACGUGGUGCAGCCGGAGAACAUCGUCCUGUGGUACGGCCUGAACUUUCUGAAAUACGCCAGCUUCCCGUGGGUGGUGGUGGCGCUUGUUCCGUGGCUGGUCCGGUCGCUCCCUCUCACGCAGAGCCGGCCACACUCCCAGUAGCACGUCCAGUGCAUCAGUGAGCCAGACAGACGGCGGGUCGCUCUCCCUAGGGGGGGCGUGGCUGGAACUACCCGCGUACCCGUAAACUAAAUCUCCUAGCAAGUGGCAGCAUUUAUCCUCCCAGCUUCCAAUGUCACAGGCCAAAUUCUGUUCUCCCG
Molecule: messenger RNA, 1648 nt
Organism: Mauremys mutica (yellowpond turtle)
Lineage: Eukaryota; Metazoa; Chordata; Testudines; Geoemydidae
Gene: G6PC3
Product: glucose-6-phosphatase catalytic subunit 3
Exons: 6
Coding region: 663-1490 (275 amino acids)
Biological process (GO): glucose 6-phosphate metabolic process; gluconeogenesis
Cellular component (GO): membrane
Molecular function (GO): glucose-6-phosphatase activity
Source: RefSeq, a predicted model, not a curated record